Messenger RNA from Asterias rubens (European starfish), 5615 nucleotides. RefSeq names its product complement C3-like. Bases 185 to 5284 code for a protein of 1699 amino acids. Gene Ontology annotation, molecular function: endopeptidase inhibitor activity; protein binding. The record is from RefSeq and is a predicted model, not a curated record. Gene Ontology annotation, cellular component: extracellular region. Lineage: Eukaryota; Metazoa; Echinodermata; Asteroidea; Forcipulatida; Asteriidae. The transcript is spliced from 39 exons.
GACACAUAAGUGGAUUGGCAGACACUGGAGUUCAUAAUCAAAAUGUACAUCCGCCUUUGCAAAACAACAACCAUGGCGGUCCUCCGGGGAGUUCUGAGUGGAUAAAUUGGAGAGUCAGAUUCCUUAUAAACAGGUGGAUUGUCUGAUAGGAUACCAGUAUCAAUCUGGGAACUGACUGAUCAAGAUGGUGGGGUUGGUGGGGUUUUGUUCCGUCUGUAUGGUGCUGGCUGCUCAGAUUAGCAGUGCACAGCAGUAUUUUAUCAUUGCCCCCAAUGUCAUCCGAGUGGACGUCGAGGAAUCCAUUCUUAUAAAUCUUAAAGGCGUGGCUCAAGAUGCAGUCAUACCAGUGACUUUGUACUUCCAAAUGAGCGGAUCAAAUACACGACUGGCGGAGACAACAGUAAACAUCGCUGGUGAUCCAGAUUCACUGCAUCGAGCCACAAUGCGGAUUGACCGUGCGGAACUCCCCGUGCUGCAAAGUACAGGUCAUGAGUUCAUCACACUCGUAGCACAAUCCAACUCCCCGAUACUUACUUUUCAAGACAGCAAGCCGAUACUUCUAAGUAUGAAGUCUGGAUUUGUCUUCAUUCAGACGGACAAGCCACUCUACACACCUUCACAGACAGUGGAUAUCCGAAUCGUUGUUUUGAAUCAAAAGAUGUUUCCAGACUUAAAUCAGGUCCGAGUCGAAAUUAUGAGUCCGAACAAAAUCGUCGUUCACCAAAAAAUGAAAAGGGCCACGGCAGGAUUUGCCGUGGUGCAAUUUCACUUUCCCCCGGUCCCAGUGUUUGGAAAAUGGACUGUGACUGUCUUCUACGGUCACCUGUUUAAAGCGAAAACGUCAGUAGAGUUCGAAGUUAAGGAAUAUGUGUUGCCAAAGUUUCAGGUUGCGGUGCAAACUAGUAAGGAAUACGUUUUACCAGAAACGGAAUUUCUUCGUACAACGGUAACAGCAACGUACGUGUUCGGAGAGAGGGUGUUUGGCAAGUUUCUCUUAAAGUAUGGAGUCUUCACUGACGAUGAUAACCUUUUGAUUCUUCAAGAAACUGAAAACACACUGGGUAUUGGUGGCAUUGGCUAUGCAGAUUUUAGAGUCAGUGACAUACCUGCUGAUCAGAUGGAGACUCUGAUGGGUAAGAAUCUCGUCAUCCAAGCGUUCGUUACGGACGUAGCCAACGGGGAGACCAUAAACACAAACCAUACUAGGGUUGUCUUCACCAGGACCCCGUACAGAUUCAACUGGGACAACACUCGUAGAUACUUCAAGAAGGGAUUGCCGUUUCCUGUCAAGGCCAUUGUCCAAUACGUAAAUGGACUUCCUGCUAGCAAUGUCCCCGUUACCAUCCGCAGGAUGGACGGGGGCAAUCAAGACUUCUCAGACGACGACCAGAAUGGUGACACUCGUAACUCUGGACCCAAUGGUGAGAUAUAUUUCAGGCUUGAUAUGCCCAAAGACGCAGCAGAAGUCGAACUUCAUUUGGAGACGGCAGAUGGUGAACUGAAUGAGGAAUCUAACGCUGAAAGUAGUUUCACUCUGCGAGCAGAGAAUUCACUUGUCAGUGAAUUCAGUGAAUUCCUGCUGAUCAGAAUUCCGAUGGGAGGAUUCGAACAAACCCAACAGAUUGACAGCGCCAGCUCGACUGAGGUGUUACUUUCUCAACCCAAAAAUGUUGCACUCCACUUCUUUGUGAUAUCUGGAGGGAAGAUUGUUUAUGAAAUCAAGAGGCAGAUUCAGAACGCCAACACAGCCUUUCAAUUUACAAUCACUCCCAAGAUGGCACCAGUCUCUCGCGUUGUCGCUUACUACAUCAACGAAGAUGGCCAAGUUAUUGCCGAUGCAUUACUCAUGCGAGUUCAGGAGAAAUGUGAAAAUCCGGUUACUGUUGGCUUUGUAGGACUUCCACGGGAGGACGGGAGCAACAUUUAUAAGUCAGAUUUUAAGGAGAAACAAAUUCCAAUUAAAGUCACUGCUAAGCCGGAUACCAACGUUGGCCUGCUUGCUGUGGAUGAGGCUGUAUUUGCCCUUCUCAAAUAUCACAGACUCACACAGAAAAAGGUGUUUGAGAGAAUGGCUGGGUAUGAUCUUGGCUGUGGACCUGGAGGUGGAAAGACUGCAGCCGAUAUCUUUAAGGAUGCCGGAGUCACUGUGAUGACCACUGCAACUCUGAGUGUACCACACAGGGAAGAAAUUGAGUGCCCUCAAGCUAUACAGAGAGCCAAGAGAUCGAUGUCAGAUGAGGAGACUAGCCAGAUUUUGGACGAUUAUGAAGGAGACAGAAGGACGUACUGUGCGAUGGGCUUGAGAGAGGUGACGGACCCUCAGAGCUUCCCGUGCAUCCGACGGGCUAAACUGCUCGCAAGACGGGAGGGGCUACGGUUGGAAAGCCCCCUGGUUGAAGCGUUUUAUGACUGCUGUAAGAGUAAAGCAACGGCGAACCAAGGGAGGAGUGACGGCGAUGAGGCAUUGGAUCUAGCGGUCAAUGAGCAAGACGCUAUGAUUCGAUCAGACUUUCCUGAAAGCUGGAUGUUUUUCGACCUCGAGACUGGAGAAGAUGGCUCUAAGCUUCGAUCUGUGACUCUGCGCGAUAGUGUAACUACUUGGGUAGUGGAAGCAAUUGGUGUAUCCAACCAGUACUUAAUGUGCGUCGCUGAACCUGCCAAACUGCGAGUCCGACCACUCUUCUUUUUGGAUUUAGCUUUGCCAUACUCGGUUAAACGAUUGGAGCAAAUUGAGAUUAUCGUGACGGUGUUCAACUACGCUGAAGAAGAACUCCCUGUUUCAGUCAGGCUAAAGGGAGCAGAUGGGUUGUGUUCCGAAGCUCAACCAGGUGAACUGUCCGAAGGGAAAACAAUAAACGUACUCCCUAACGAACCUGGUGCCGUUAAAUUUGUCAUAAUCCCUCUGGAAGCAAAGCGCAUCCCGAUCGAGGUUCAAGCUUUUAGCAACUUAGUGGGAAAAGACAACCACAACGAUGCCGUCAAGAAGUACCUGAAUGUAUAUCAAGAGGGUUUAAUACAGCGAUUCACUGAGCCAAUAACUGUGGAUCCAGUCAACUCUCGAUCCCUGGCCCCAAACAGUAAUGGGGGACCAGCUCAGUCUUUUCAGCAUGACCAGUUCUGGGGUGAGGAAGGUGAAAAUAGUCAAAUCGAUGUCAUACGCUACAACCUGAAUGGAGAUGCCAUCCCUGGUACCCAUAAAGUCGUUAUCAGUCUCAUGGGGAGCAUCAUGGGCAAUGUGAUAGAGACCGUCCUUGGAGGGUUGGAUAGCCUUCUUAGAAUCCCAAGUGGGUGUGGUGAGCAGACCAUGCUUUCCUUGGCUCCCAACGUCUACGUCUAUAGAUACCUGAAGCACAGUGAUCAAUACACUGCUGACCUGGAAGAAUCUGCUAAGCAUUACAUUGAAAGUGGAGUGACACGUGAGCUUACGUUUCGACUCGAUGAUGGCUCAUUUGCUGUUUUUGCAAAACCUCCGGCUAGUACUUGGUUGACUGCCUUUGUGACUAAGGUCUUUUGUCAGGCAAGGGAGUUUGCUUUCAUCGACGAUGAUGUGACUUGCAAAGCUUUGGAAUGGCUGACGACAACAACACAAAUCGAGGACGGUUCAUUUAGAGAAGUCUCGCGUGUGAUUCACAAAGAAAUGAUUGGCAGUGUGCAAGGAAGUGUUUCCAUGACAUCGUAUGUGCUGAUUUCUCUCCUGGAGUGUGAAUGUGCCACAGUGGAUACUAGCGACUCUGUUGCUCUUGCUACGGCUUUCUUAGAGGGUCAACUACAACAAUUGACGAGACCUUACGCCAUCGCCAUUACUGCAUACGCCCUUGCUCUGGCCAAUAGCGACCUAGCCGACGAGGCUCUCACAAUGCUCAAAGACAUCGCUACGUAUGAGGAAGAAUCAAAACAUCGUUAUUGGACAUUGGAUGUCUUGUCAUAUGGUGCUGGUCCCAAACCAUACUGGUACACCAGCAAACCCGAAGCAAUUGAAGUAGAGACAACAAGCUAUGCACUGCUGGCCUUCCUUCAACUGGAUGACGUGUCGUACAGCCAUGACAUCGUUAAAUGGCUGACAAACCAGGAGAACUAUCAGGGUGGAUUCGUCUCUACACAGGAUACAGUUAUAGCCUUACAGGCACUGUCUGCGUAUUCGAUCAAGUCGGACACGAACGUCAUCGAUAUCGGCUGUCAAGUCAGUUGUCAGGAGGCCGAGUUCGAUCAAGAGUUCCUGCUCAAACCUGACAAUGCAAUCCUCAGGCAGUUCGCUGAAAUUAGGGUUCCAGAAGAUCAAUCCGAGUUCGAAGUGUCUUUUGAUUCUGCAGGCACAGGCAUGGGUCAACUUAAAUUUGAGUCUAGCUACAACAUCCCGGAGCCGAAUGUGGAAAGUUGUGACUUUGUGCUAAACAUCAACCAAGAAACCAUUAAAGUGGAUGAGAACAAUCAACGUAUCGAGUAUACUAUUGAACUGAGUUACUUAACAGGCGAGACGACUGGAAUGGCAAUUCUUGAAGUAGGUUUAUACACAGGUUACCAAGCUAUGGCGGAAGAUCUGGACGAGGUCAAACAAAACAGCGGAGACAACAUCCAUCUUAUUGAAGAAACUGAUCUAUCAGUCGUCUUUUACCUGGAUGAAAUCAGUAGAGAUCGAGUUGAGGAGAUUACUUUCCAAGCCGAACGAAAACUCAAGGUUGGCAAACUUCAGCCUGUGUUGGUGAAGGUGUUUGAUUACUAUAACCCUACCGUUGAAUGCAGUAAGUUCAUCCACCCUGAUGAAGGCGGGGCUCAGUUGAGUACACUGUGUGUUGGGAACACAUGUUCUUGUGCAGCAGGCAAAUGUGCCCCGGGUAUCAUUGCAGACCAUAAAACCAUUGACGUUGCGGAAUUGAAGUUAAAAGCUUGCGACACUGCAGCUCAUUUUGCCUUUGAAGCAGAAGUGGUGUCAACUAAAAGAAGAGGAUCUUUCCAGUCCAUCAGCAUGACUAUAUUGACUCCAGUCAAACCAGGUCUAGAUCUUGUGGCUAUGAAUCAGAAUCGAACGUUCUUGAAGAGUAUGAGUUGUGACGAGCCAGAGCUCAAGACUAGACGCUACCUGGUGAUCGGUACGGGUGGAAUACCAUUCAAAGACGACAUGGGACAACCAAGCUAUAAGUACCUCAUUGACGAAAAUAUGUCAUUCUAUGAGUGGCCAAAAGAGGGCGGCGGUAGAGAUCUCAACAAAAAUAGGUGGAAGCAUCUCAAGCGUAAACUAGAUCUGCUGAAAAAACAGUUGAUUUCUGGGACUGGAUGCCCGACUUAAUCCAAUACUUUGUGAAGUCUUCUACAAAUAGGAGCCAGACCAGGAUGCUUUAUAAUAUAAAGUUUAUAUACACUUUUUAAUGAUCAUAUAUUAAAAGUAGUUUGACAUUUACACUUGAUAAAGGAGCGGCCAUUUCCAGUUCUCUUUUGCUAUGAUAAACAGUCAAGCGUCGAUAAGGAAUUUUAUCAUUUUUUUUUUUUUACAUUAUGCUGAUUGCUAUGUUUUCACGUUUCUGAUGUAGUCUUAUUUGCUAGAUGAUUAAAGGCACUGGACACUAUUGGUAAUUACUCUAAAUAAUGGUUAGCAUAAAAACUUACUUGGUACUGAGCAA